AUGUCAAGUUGUAUUGAUGAAAGCAUCACAAUCCGAGAAGUAUGGUCUGAUAACCUAGAAUCCGAGUUUGAUUUAAUCAGAUCUGUUAUCGAUCAAUUCCCUUACAUCUCCAUGGACACAGAGUUCCCUGGCGUUGUAUACCGUCAAUCGUCGGAGCCUGGAAGAUCGUACAGGCAUCGCCAGCCAUCGGAGCACUACAAGCUUCUAAAGUCAAACGUCGACGCUUUGAACCUCAUCCAACUAGGUCUCACCCUCUCCGACGCUUCCGGCAACCUUCCACAAAUAGACGGGACUCACCAACGCUUCAUCUGGCAAUUCAAUUUCAACGAUUUUGAUCUCACGCGUGACGCCUACGCGCCGGAAUCGAUUGACUUGUUGAAACGUCAAGGGAUUGAUUUUGAACGGAACCGGGUAAACGGAAUCGACUCUUUCAAUUUCGCUGAGUUGAUGAUGUCAUCGGGUCUGGUUUGCAAUGACUCAGUUAGCUGGGUGACGUUUCACAGCGCGUACGAUUUCGGGUACUUGUUGAAGAUUCUCACGCGCCGCCUUCUGCCGAGUGAGUUGCCGGAGUUUAUGGAGGCUGUGAAGGUGUUCUUUGGGGACAACGUGUACGACGUGAAACACUUGAUGAAGUUCUGUCGGAACGGGUUGUACGGUGGGUUGGAUCGGGUGGCGAGACUUUUAGAAGUGAACCGGGUUGUUGGGAAGUGCCAUCAGGCCGGUUCGGAUAGCUUGUUGACGUGGCACGCCUUUCAAAAGAUGAGAGACGUAUACUUUGUCGACGUCGGACUGGAAAUGUAUGCCGGCGUCUUGUAUGGUUUAGAAGCUAACUAA
This is a messenger RNA of Lactuca saligna, 834 nucleotides long. The record is from the annotation of a GenBank genome assembly. Lineage: Eukaryota; Viridiplantae; Streptophyta; Magnoliopsida; Asterales; Asteraceae.